This is a messenger RNA of Gracilinanus agilis (Agile Gracile Mouse Opossum), 2016 nucleotides long. It is a transcript of the gene FRMD5, whose product is annotated as FERM domain containing 5. Bases 271 to 1803 code for a protein of 510 amino acids. Lineage: Eukaryota; Metazoa; Chordata; Mammalia; Didelphimorphia; Didelphidae. The transcript has 15 exons. Gene Ontology annotation, molecular function: cytoskeletal protein binding. The record is from RefSeq and is a predicted model, not a curated record. Gene Ontology annotation, cellular component: cytoskeleton.
GGCACCCGCCGCUAGGCUUGUGUGCGGGCGAGCGGCGGCAGCAGCGGUGACUGAGGAAGAGGAAGAGGAGGAGGAGAAGGAGAAAGAAGAAGAAAAGGAUCGGAAAGGCGAGGCAGCGCGGCGCUGCCGGGGUGAUGGUGCAGGUGCCUGGGGCCGGCACCGUGCUGCCCCAUUGAGGGGCGCCCGUUCUGGUCCGGGUCCGCAGCAGCGCCGCCGCUGCCGCCGCCGCGUCGCUCCCGGGGGCGGGCUGGCUGGCGGACGAGCGGGAAGAUGCUGAGCAGGUUGAUGAGCGGCAGCAGCAGGAACCUGGAGCGCGAGUACAGCUGCACCGUGCGGCUCCUGGACGACAGCGAGUACACCUGCACCAUCCAGAGAGAUGCCAAAGGCCAGUACCUGUUUGACCUUCUUUGCCACCACUUGAACUUACUUGAAAAAGACUAUUUUGGAAUCCGUUUUGUGGACCCUGAUAAGCAGAGGCAUUGGUUGGAGUUUACAAAGUCUGUGGUGAAGCAAUUGAGAUCCCAGCCUCCAUUCACCAUGUGUUUCCGAGUGAAGUUUUACCCUGCAGACCCGGCUGCCCUGAGAGAGGAAAUAACUAGGUAUUUAGUCUUCCUACAGAUCAAAAGAGAUCUCUACCAUGGCCGCCUCCUCUGUAAGACAUCGGAUGCUGCUUUGCUAGCAGCCUAUAUACUUCAAGCUGAGAUUGGGGAUUAUGACCCAGGGAAGCAUCCAGAGGGCUACAGCUCCAAGUUCCAGUUUUUCCCUAAACAUUCAGAGAAGCUGGAAAGGAAAAUUGCUGAAAUCCACAAGACUGAACUCAGUGGUCAGACACCGGCAACAUCAGAGUUAAAUUUUUUGAGAAAAGCCCAGACUUUGGAAACCUAUGGAGUUGAUCCUCACCCAUGCAAGGACGUGUCGGGGAACGCAGCGUUUCUGGCCUUCACUCCCUUUGGGUUUGUGGUUCUGCAGGGCAACAAGAGAGUUCACUUCAUAAAAUGGAAUGAGGUGACCAAGCUGAAAUUCGAAGGAAAGACUUUCUAUUUAUAUGUAAGUCAGAAAGAGGAAAAGAAAAUUGUUCUUACAUAUUUUGCUCCAACACCAGAAGCCUGCAAGCAUCUCUGGAAAUGUGGAAUAGAAAACCAAGCCUUCUACAAGUUGGAGAAGUCGAGCCAGGUCCGCACCGUCUCCAGCAGCAACUUAUUCUUCAAAGGGAGCCGGUUCCGAUACAGUGGUCGAGUGGCAAAGGAAGUGAUGGAAUCUAGCGCCAAGAUCAAAAGAGAGCCACCAGAAAUACACAGGGCCGGAAUGGUUCCCAGCCGGAGCUGCCCUUCCAUCACCCACGGGCCCAGGCUGAGCAGCGUCCCCAGGACCCGCCGAAGAGCCGUGCACAUCUCCAUCAUGGAAGGUCUGGAAUCCCUCCGGGACAGUGCGCACUCCACCCCAGUUCGGUCAACCUCCCACAGCGACACCUUCCUGCCUCAUGUGCGGAGCGGCCGGGCAGACAGCAGCGAGCGGGUGGCCGUGAUAGCGGACGAGGCCUACAGCCCGGCAGACAGCGUGUUGCCCACCCCGGUGGCAGAGCACAGCUUGGAGCUGAUGCUGCUCUCCAGGCAGAUCAAUGGGGCCCCCUGCAGCAUUGAAGAGGAGAAGGAAUCGGAGGCCAGCACCCCAACCACAGCAGAAGUGGAAGCACUGGGGGGCGAGCUGAAGGCCCUGUGCCAGGGCCACAACAGGCCAGAGGCAGAACAGUGUGGGCAUCUGAAGGGGCCAUCGAAACAGCAGCAGCAGCAGCAGCAGGGGUAGGGUAAGUCUGUUCCCUUAGACUAGAGCCUGGUGCACACCAGGGUGUAUCUUGUCACAUGAACUCAGUCAUCUGUGGAUUUUUUUUUCCAAGCUUCAAGCCUUUUUUAUUGGUCCAAAGGUAUUAAAGUACUAAAGCAAAUGAAGUUACUGGCCAAGGAUUGCCCAUUCAGGAAUUUCAGACAAAAGUAGAGGUAGCAGCAACCACAGCUUAGU